AUGACGGUCAAGCGGCGCAAUGGAGGGCGCAACAAGCACGGGCGCGGGCACGUGAAGCCCAUUCGCUGCUCCAAUUGCGCCAAGUGCUGCCCCAAGGACAAGGCGGUGAAGCGCUUCCUGGUGCGCAACAUCGUGGAGCAGGCUGCCGUGCGCGACGUGCAGGAGGCGUGCGUCUAUGACGGCUACGCGCUGCCGAAGCUGUACGCGAAGGUGCAGUACUGCAUCUCGUGCGCCAUCCACUCGCACGUCGUGCGCGUGCGCUCGCGCCAGGCGCGCCGCAUCCGCGAGCCGCCCAAGAGGCCCGGGCGCAAGGACGACCGUGGCAAGCCAGGUGCUCCAGGUGCCCCAGGUGCCCGCCCAGGUGCCCCCGGUGCUGCUGGUGCCCCUGGGGCUGCUGGUGGUGCUCCCAGGACUUAG
This is a messenger RNA of Closterium sp. Yama58-4, 417 nucleotides long. The record is from the annotation of a GenBank genome assembly. Lineage: Eukaryota; Viridiplantae; Streptophyta; Zygnematophyceae; Desmidiales; Closteriaceae.